UCCGCGCGCGCGUGUCCGAUUGGCUUGGGAUUCAGACGGUGAUCUUGGUCGCACGCUUUCACCUCAGCGCAGAAACGAUGGUGUCCAUCGGCAAGGUGCUCCUCGGAGUGGUCGGGGUGGCGGCGGUCGUCACUCUGAUCGCGGUACCCACGGCGAUAUUCUUGAAAGAGGGGGGGAACAAGAACACAAGAUCGUUUACCCUGGAGGACGUCUUCAACAGUUCACUGAAACCAAAGUCUGUCAGCAUGAAGUGGAUCUCAGAUCAUGAGUAUCUGAAUAAGUCUCAGGGCUCAGUCUUCCUACAGAACGUGGUCACAGGAGCAUCACUGAAGUUAUUGAGCAAAGACAAGUUUAUUGAAAAAGACGCCUAUGAUUACCAGCUGUCCGCUGACCUCAAUUAUGUGGCAUUCAUGAGCAAGCGUUCCAAGCUGUGGCGGCAUUCAUUUACAGCUACAUAUUCACUCUAUGACAUAAAAUUAGACAAAUUCUUUCCACCCUCUGACAUUCCUGAAGAAAUCCAGUACUUUGCCUGGGCUCCUGAGGGGAACAAACUGGCCUACGUUUGGAAAAAUAAUGUGUAUAUAAAGACCAGCCCUGGGUUGCCAUCAAAGCAAGUCACUCUCAAUGGCGUGGAGAAUCUGAUUUUUAAUGGGAUCCCGGACUGGGUGUAUGAGGAGGAGAUGUUCUCAUCCAAUCAGGGCCUCUGGUGGUCACCUGGAGGGAAGUACGUGGCUUACGUUGAGACCAACGACACAGACGUCCACACCAUAGAGUACUCUUGGUAUGGCGAGAACCAGUACCCCAGCACUGUUUCCAUUCGAUAUCCAAAGCCGGGAACCCCUAACCCUACCGUGAAACUGUUUGUUGUGAACACUGAUAACACAACAGAAAUCUUUGAGGUUGCUAUUCCAGCAUCCUUUAGUUCAAGUGAGCACUACUUGGCAACUGUUACUUGGGCAACAGAUGAACGUAUUGCUGUCCAAUGGCUGAAGAGAGUACAAAACCACCUCAUCCUUCAGAUCUACAAUUUUAAUGGAGCCAGCUGGGAUCCUGUUGAGCAUCUGGAGUUGAAGAGUGCCACAGGUUGGAUUGGACGGUUCUCUCCAUCAGAACCAGUUUUUGACGUAGACAAGAACAGCUAUUACCUGCUGAUGAGCAACAAAGAAGGGUACAAGCACAUCCAUCAUGUGGUUGGGGGCACAGCUACAGCAAUAACCUUUGGGGAAUGGGAAAUCAUUGACAUUCUGAAAGUGACGGAAGAUAGUGUAUAUUAUUCAAGUAAUCAAGAGGGCAACAAGCCAGGAGGAAGGAAUGUUUACAAGUGGACCCCACAAGGCCCAAACAAGUGUCUAACUUGUGAAUUACGCAGAGAUGACUGUCAGUAUAACUCAGCCUACUUCAGCCACAAUGCCUCCUUCUACCGUAUGAGCUGCAGUGGUCCUGGCAUUCCUUACUAUUCUUUCAUGGAUAACAGGAAUGAUAAAGAGCUCAUUGUUUUGGAGGACAAUAAAGUAUUUAGCAGCCUAAUAUCUGACAUCCAAAUGCCCUCUGUCCGUCACAACGUCAUCAAAAUCGGAGGAUACGAUCUCUGGUACCAGAUGCUUUUGCCUCCAGGUUUUGAUGAAUCCAUGAAGUACCCUUUACUAUUAGAUGUGUAUGCUGGUCCCUGCAGUCAAAAAGCCGACUUUGUCUACAGGGUGAGCUGGUCCACCUACCUGGCCAGCACUGAGAAAGUCAUCGUCGCCAGCUUUGACGGAAGAGGAAGCGGUUACCAAGGCGACAAGUUAAUGCACGCAAUCUACAAAGGUCUGGGAACCUAUGAGGUGGAAGAUCAGAUAACAGCAGUCAGGGAAUUCAUCAAAUUGGGCUUCAUUGACAAAGACAAAGUUGCGAUUUGGGGCUGGUCUUAUGGUGGAUACGUGACGUCAAUGGCCUUGGGAUCUGGAAGUGGAGUUUUCAAAUGUGGAAUGGCGGUCGCUCCAGUGUCCAAAUGGGAAUAUUAUGACUCCAUCUACACAGAGCGCUACAUGAUGGAGCCCUCAGAAAAUCAUGUGGCCUACACCAAUUCCACAGUAACUGCCAGGGCCAAGAAUUUCCAUUCAGUGCAGUAUCUCCUGGUUCAUGGAACAGCUGACGACAAUGUUCAUUUCCAGCAGGCAGCCGAGAUCUCUGAAGCUCUGGUGGACCAGCAGGUGGACUUUGAGGCGAUGUGGUACACGGACAAGGAUCAUGGGCUCGGCGGCUCGGCCUAUAAACACGUCUACACACACAUGAGUCACUUCUUGCAGAGGUGCUUUGCAUGAAGUCCACUGGAUCUCUUUACAUCGCCUCAUGGGAAUAACACAAUUGGAGAUACAAUCUUUAAUUCUAAAUGCAGGCUUGAUUAUUAGUGCUCCAAACGCAUGAAAAGUACAAAAUGGCACAUCAUAAUAUAUUUCCGUGUCUCGAGAAAUUCUGUCUUGCAUAUAUAUAUAUCUAGUCAUACAAAAAAUGCUCCUCUGGAAAUUUUUACUGACAUUUUUACUUCAUUAGACAUGAAAAGUGUGAUUUAUUAUUACAUGUUUUUGUUUCGUUGAUUUAAGUUUUAAAGAGGUUGUUACCUAACUUGGGGAACAACAUAGACAUGAUAAUAUGAAAGUAUACUUGUACUAGAGUUUUUACAGUAGGCCUAUUGUAUUAAGUUAUACACAGAAACGUA
Molecule: messenger RNA, 2698 nt
Organism: Cyclopterus lumpus (lumpfish)
Lineage: Eukaryota; Metazoa; Chordata; Actinopteri; Perciformes; Cyclopteridae
Product: dipeptidyl peptidase 4-like
Exons: 26
Coding region: 78-2303 (741 amino acids)
Biological process (GO): proteolysis
Molecular function (GO): dipeptidyl-peptidase activity; serine-type endopeptidase activity
Source: RefSeq, a predicted model, not a curated record